AUGACCGCUGUGCCACUAGCCCUUGGUCGCUUAUCCCUCUCGUUCAAGCUCCCAUGGCGGAACAACUUUCUGAACUCCAGAUUCCUUCUCAAUCCGGCAUACGUCCCCUCCAGAACCUUCUCCGACGGCGAUACUCCAGGAAAAGUCGCCUUUCGAGCCGUCCACUAUCCCGACACCCAUCCCGAUCCGAGUCUAUUCGAAGAUGAAGACGAGGAAUAUGCUUCCAUCUCUCUCCCUCUCAAGUCGCACCAUACUGCGUCCAUUCCAACUGGACAUCCAUGCGACCCACUCAGUCGACUCGUUCAGGUCCAAAACUUUAGGGAAGCAGAGAAUAUACGCUCGGAGCUAGUCAGUAUGGGCAUACCCAUCGUUCCUCGCACGCGAUACUUCCGAGCUGCGCUGCACGUUUUGAACGACCCCAACAAUCCCAAUCGCUACGCCUCAUUCCUCAACUGGUUCUCCCUCGUUAUACCAGCCAAGGCUAGCAGAAGCCCUUACCUUAACACCAUCACCCGCCGUUUAUUCUUCAAUAGCGCGAUCCCUCUCGACGUUGCCGUUGACUUUGGCCUCAUCUGCGCCUCGAAAGGAUACGCACCCCUCGUGGGUCAAACCGUGGUAGGCCACAUCGCGCGAUAUGCAGAAUUCUCCGUGACGCGCCGGUUUCUUCAUGAAUUCUAUGAUGCGUUCAAAGGCUGCGAAGUGGAGACCCAUCCACACAGUCUCAGAUCGCGUGUCGAAAAGCGUAGCAGAUGGUGGAGCUAUGCCAUUCGUACUCAAUGUUUUGCGAGAAGGCCUCAGCAAGCUCUCGAGUUGCUACGAGAAGCCUACACACUUCGUAUCGCGAUCAACCAACACACCGUCGAAUAUGUCGUCAAUUCCCUAGCGGCCGAAGGCGAAACGGAGCUCCUUGAUCAGAUGGAAGCUAUCGGAUACACUUUCAAUAACCCUUCCGUACCUCUCACACGAGCUCUCUUGACCAUCUCCAAAGACCGGCCCGUCGAAGACAACAUCGCCAUCGCUCUGCGUAUCCUCUCACAGAAGCACAUGUCCGUCACGUCUCUCAUCCCCUUCUUCGAGAUCUACAGCCCAGAAUCCGACCGUCGAAACCCCAAUAUCCUCGCUGCCCCAGAAAUCAACAUGUUACGGACCAAAGCGUAUCGUUUCUCGCUGAACGCUCUUUCCUGGGUCAUCCACGCCGAAAUGAUUUAUCACCACCGUCGUUCCGAGUGGAAACAUGUCCUCCAUCUCUAUCAUAAAUAUUUCCAUCACAUUAGCGUCCCUGAAGACAUCGUACAACGUCUACUGUAUCGUCGCUACCAUUUUUCAGCGAAACGCCAGAUCCAGCCAAGACGAAACGGAGCCUUACCGAUGUCCGUGGAGUUAGCGACUUUCAAUAUCCCGCAUAAAUUAUGGGCAGAUGGAUAUAUCACUUCGCUCGCUUGGAACGCGAUCGUUAGGUUGACGAGGACCGAGCGAGAGGUACACAUGCUUUUUGGACGGUUCACGGAGGUACUGGAGUGGCAUCAGCCGCAUUACCCUAAUAAACUUCUAGAGUCUGCUUCCCUUCCCGAUCCCGCUCCUUUAUCAUUACCACCACCUCCAUCACCCUCUUCUUCACUCGAACCCAGUUCUCCCUCCACCUCAACAGUCGCGCUCGCCACCGCCGCCACCGCCUCUCCCAUUCUUCCCUCCCAAUUCCGUCAUCACUCGAUCCCACCUUCCCCCACUCCAGCCGACCACUUCGACAACGGGCACUUCCUCCCCUUCCUCCGCACCUUCUGCUUCUACCACAACUUCUCUAUGUCCUUCCGCAUCCUCGACCACAUGUUCGAGAAGGGCAUAAACCCCAAUGUCGCGGCCCUCGGGACCGUGGCGGGUAAAGUCGCAUUAGCCGGAAAAGCGGAGAAGGCGAUGAAGCUGGUGGUGCAGAUGGAGCGGUUGGAGGCGGAGAGGUUAGGAUUGGGAGAGGAUUUUUUGGUCUUGGCGCAGGAUGAGAGCGGAGGGAUAGAGGGUGGAAGCGCGAUAGAGACGGGGGUAAAGGCUGGUGCAGGUGCGGGUGCUAAAGGGCCGUGGAGUACACCGGCGGGAAGGCGUGAGUCGAAGGAGUUGGUGAAAGCGUUCACUAAUGUGAUGAGUGGGUUCAAGGCGAAGGGAAUGACGGAUAAUGCGAGGGUUAUCCGCGACAGGAUGCGAUAUCCGUGGGGCUUUCCCUUUCCGGAUGACAUGUCGGAUACUGCCAGUCCCAUUGAUCUCACCAAGCCGAAUCCGACUCAGACUGCAGCCGAUGACAUAGGCGAAGUUCAAGCAUUGGACGUGGAUGGAGCAGACGUUCGACCAAGCUCGGCCACAGCAACGGGAGCCAGUGCUGCUCCCAAGAGCGAGAGGCUCGGCGAUUUAGCAGAUCGGAGACAGGUCGAGUUGGUCAGACGUAUCUCGCAGGAACUGGACCAGCCGGAGAGGAGGAAGGUGUACUAUCAGGCGGAUUGGAGGGUCAAACAAUAUUCGAGCGAGAAGACGUCAGGGUUUGGGCUCAAGUGGGGUCCGUCUGCGGUGGCGGCGACGUCAGUGCAAGGCGGUGAAAAACAGUCAGGCUCAGCGGAUUCGUCUUCGUAA
Stereum hirsutum FP-91666 SS1 is the source of this 2613-nucleotide messenger RNA. RefSeq lists its product as uncharacterized. NCBI's taxonomy places the organism in Eukaryota, Fungi, Basidiomycota, Agaricomycetes, Russulales, Stereaceae. Gene Ontology annotation, molecular function: protein binding. The transcript has a single exon. The record is from RefSeq and is a predicted model, not a curated record. Bases 1 to 2613 code for a protein of 870 amino acids.